Molecule: messenger RNA, 4189 nt
Organism: Salvelinus sp. IW2-2015
Lineage: Eukaryota; Metazoa; Chordata; Actinopteri; Salmoniformes; Salmonidae
Source: RefSeq, a predicted model, not a curated record
AUGGCAGUAGCCAUCUUAUCUCAGCUGGACACAGAGAGGGAGAGCUUUGGCGAGCGAGAGAGAAUCAAGUCUCAGAUCCGGGAGCUACGGAGCCACCAGAUGCAGCAGGGCAGUGAGCUGCACAGGACAGGCUCCAACUCAGGCAUGGUUCUGGUUCUGGACCCCCUGGUGAGGGAUGAGGUCCCUCUGCUGACCCGCCCACAGACCCGGGACCCUGUGACAUCAUCAGAGCCGGACGUGGUCCUAUCCCACCGCCAGCGUUCUGACUCGACAUCCUCAGAACGCAGCCUGGCCUCCAGGCCCCGUCUGAACUCUGGAGCCUCAGAGAAGAGUCUGGGUCUGGGCUCAGCCUUCCGGACCAGGGUGGACUCUGGAGAAUCAGAAAAGAGCCUGGGCUCAGCCUUCAGGACCAGGGUGGACUCUGGAGCAUCAGAAAAGAGCCUGGGCUCAGCCUUCAGGACCAGGGUGGACUCUGUAGCAUCAGAAAAGAGCCUGGGCUCAGCCUUCCAGGACCAGGGGGUGGACUCUGGAGCAUCAGAAAAGACCUGGGCUCAGCCUUCCGGACCAGGGUGGACUCUGGAGCAUCAGAAAAGAGCCUGGGCUCAGCCUUCCGGACCAGGGUGGACUCUGGAGCAUCAAGAAAAGAGCUGGGCUGCAGCCUUCCGGACCAGGGUGGACUCUGGAGCAUCAGAAAAGAGCCUGGGCUCAGCCUUCCGGACCAGGGUGGACUCUGGAGCAUCAGACAGAAGCCAGUGUUCCGCCCACAGAGGCAGACUGGACUCUGGGGCCUCAGAGUCCCACUUCAGACAGAGACUGGACUCUGGCACGUCAGACUCCAGUAUGGGACCGCCAGCCCCCCUGGGCUCUGAGACCUCCGACGGCGCAGGGCUCCUGUCACGGAAACGGCUGGACUCAGGGACGUCUGACCUGAGCGUGGGCGUGUUGCCUGUGGGCCGGAGCCGAGAAGAGCAGCCAGAGGUGACCAUGAGUAGCUCCUCCUCCAGCACAGACUCCGAGGCUGAAAGCACCAACCACCAUCCAGACCAGCCCCAUCAGGACAGCACCACUACCAACCAUUAUCAGCCUGAUGAGGCCGUCCUAUUCAGGAAAGCCCCAGACUCCCACAGUGGCCUGAUCAAUGGCAGUGCCAAGGAAAGAGGAGACAUCCAGGAACAGAAGGUCAGAUAUACUUUACUCACUCCUCUCAGAAAAUCAAAUGAUGCAGUUCCUGAGAAGAAAGAGCCAGUUGUCUUGGCCUCUUUCGGCCGGGCUAACUCUGUGCGGGACCGUAUGCGUAAGUUCACGGAGCCCAGUCCCAGUGUCCCGGUCCUGAAGAGGGGCUCUCAGUCUCUGAGGAACGCGACAGCCCCCAGUGCCCGGGUCCUAGGCAGAGCCACCCAGCUGAGUGAGGGGCCAGCAGCAGGGCCAGCCAAGCAGACAGCAGUGACCACAGUAGUAUCCAUCACCACCCCUACAGACAGGCCCGGGAGAACCCAUGUAGGCUCUACAUCCUACUCUUCAUCCGCCUCCUCCUCAAAGAACCAUGUCCAAUGCCAGGGCACAGUUCAUCCAGGGGGCGUGGCCACCAAACCUCUGCAAAGCGCUGCUCAAUCCUUGAACGCUGUAGGCGGGGCAAAGCAGGCGGCUGAAAAGCUGCGGCACGCCUCGGGCGGCUCAAAGGAAGACAAGACCCCAGGGAGAGCAUCUGCACAGCGGGACAGCAAGGGAGCGGCAGACCCCGACAUGAAGACCUUCCUAACUAUCGAGAUCAAAGAUGGGCGCACCACCACCACCACCACCACCACCACCUCUUCAUCCUCUAGAGGCAACCUGGCCCCACGCAUCACCACCAACCCCAUAGGACAGAGAGCAGAGUUGACUCUGGGCCUAAGAGCGACCCCCUUCAAGAUGUCCUCCUCCAGCCUUACCUCCGGAUCAUCUUUCAAGAUGGCCUCAGAGCCAGUGUUGGCGGUGGAGCCCUCAGUGCAGGUGGCCUGCUGUCAGCCCCCGGCUGCUGUACCCAACGGCUUCUCUGCGCCACCUCGGGACAAAUUCGAAGAGUGCUCCAGAAAACUGACCGCAGAACAGCUGGCCGCCAUCGACGAUGAGGAGCUCCUGGAUAAAAUGCUGGAUGAGUCCAAGGACUUUGAGGAGAGGAAGAUGAUCCGACAGGCCAUGAGAGAUCUGCGUAAGAGGAAGAGAGAGGCCGAACUGGGAUGUACUCAAGAGGAAAUAGACCAGAGAGAAAAGGAGCGGGAGUUUCGUCUUGCGGAGCUUCGGCAGCAGAGAGCGGAGCAUACUCAGAAGGGUCGUAUGGGAGGAGGAGGAGCUGGAGAGGUGGUGAUGAGGAAGGUGGAGAUGUCAGCUGAUGGCUCCACCCUCAGCCAAGUCACCAAGACAAACCGCUUUGCCAAGUCUGGUGAUGGCAGCAGGACAGCUCACAGCACCAUCAUGGAGGCCAGUUAUGCGAAGAAAACAGACGUGGGGAUAGUUCAGUCCAAGUCCUACAGCUGCUCCUCCUCUACCUCCAGCAGCAGCUCCACCAGGAAAGUGGGCAGUGUGUUUGACCGCGAGGACGACUCGGCGUCCCGUGCUGCGGAGCGCCGGCAGGCAGAGAAGCGCAAGGAGCUGAUGAGAGCCCAGACUCUGCCCAAGAUGUCUGCCGCACAGUCCCGCAAAGCCAUGAUCGAGAAACUGGACAAGGAGAGCGGAGGGCCAGGAAAUAAAGCAGUUGCCAAGGUGUACACAGUCCAGCGCUCGGCUAGCUGCCUGGUGCCCAAUGCCAACUCCAUCAAACAGAUGCUCCUGGACUGGUGCCGCGCCAAGACCCGCUCAUACCAGAAUGUGGACAUCCAGAACUUCUCGUCCAGUUGGAGUGAUGGCAUGGCGUUCUGUGCCCUCGUGCAUAACUUCUUCCCAGAGGCCUUUGACUACUCCUCUCUCACCCCUGCCAACCGCAGACACAACUUUGAGGUGGCCUUCAGCACUGCAGAGGAAUGUGCCAACUGUAUGCCCCUGUUGGAGGUAGAGGACAUGAUGAUCAUGGGGAGGAAGCCUGACUCCAAGUGUGUGUUCACCUAUGUGCAGUCACUGGUCAAUCACCUGCGCAGGCACGAGAUGAAACUCGCCAAACUCCAGGGCACCAACCUCUGAUCUGCUCACUGUGUAUCUUCCCCCAUCGCACCCCUCCUCUCCUCCUGAGCUCUGGUCCUGAACACCACCCACGUCCCAAAAGACAUCAGCCCCGACUCUGAGUGAGGGGUGUUACUGAUUUGCACAUCUCUGAUGGCCAACGUGGUGGGGAGUGUGUUUGUGUAGGUGUUGGCAUCUGUCUUAUGAUUAUCUUUGUUGAUGGUGGUGGCAUGUAAGACAGAUAAAUUCCCUUCCUCUGGACGCAUGUGUUUAGGCUGUGCGAACCUUCCCAUCUUCCAGAAAGAGAAUUCCAAAGUUUAAUAGAGAAUCUUUAAGCUUUAAUUGAUAUUUUUAUUUUAUACUGAUAUUUAGUUGUACAGCCUAUCAGUCAUAAGGCAGUUCUAUACAUGGUUUGGAAGUCUGAAGAUAAACCACCAACAAAACCCUACAUGAAAUGUACAUGAGAAAAAUAGGAAUUUUACUGUAUUCCCUCACCCACAUUAAUGCCUAAAUGUUUUUGUUUUCUGUGACAAUUGCAAGAUGUUACUCAAGCUGUUGGCGAUGAUGAAGAAAACAAAUAUGAUAUGAGGCAUUGUUAAUAUUCCUUCAGUCCCCACUCUCGUACUGUUAAAGGUGUUGCUAAACACAUCUAUUUGAAUUGUUUUAAAUAGUGCUUUGUAUGGAGGGAUGUUAAUUAUUAUUUGGUGGGUGCUUAUAUUUAUUCUAUUACACACACGUACAAGUAUUUAUUAAUAUGCAUGUGUGAAUUCGAUUUAUUUUUUGCAUAUCACAACUCUCCCUGAGACAUCCUCGAGAAAGUGGGAUCACAACCAGGGUCUGGACACUAGACCAAUUAAGGAUUAAAUGCCUUGCUCAAAGGCACAGACAGAUUCUUCACCUUGUUGGCUCGAGGAUUUGAACUAGCGACCUUUCGGUUACAAGCGCAACACUCUAACCCAGGGAUGGGAAACUCUAGUCCUCAGGGGCCGGAGUGGUGUCACUUUUUCUCCACCCCUAUCGAACACAGCUCAUUAAACUAACUGCAUUCUAAACUGAA